AUGAUAAAAUUUCCACAGCUGGUUUUAAUACCAGCUAUCUUAGCAGUAGUAAAAAGUGAAUUCCCUUUCGAUGUGGAAUCUGUUGCAUUCUCUAGUUCUGCAAGUGAAGAAGUUUAUAGGCUCCCGGAGGAUUUGGAUCCAGUUAGUUUCAAUGUAGAAAUAACUCCUUACUUUCAAGCUGAAGGGAAUAAUGAAGCAUUCACAUUUAAUGGUUAUGUGGAAAUUAUUGUAAAAGCACUUACGAGUACUUCAACUUUAGUACUACACGAAAAUGUCAGAGAAAUACGCGGAGUUACCGUUUUCGAUAAUGAUGGGUCAGUCGUUCCCUUAGAACCCUCCAACCCCUUUGUGAGGGAACGGGAAUAUCAUUUCCUAAAACUUAAUCUUCAAGAAGGAUUAACAUUAAAUGUAAAUGAGACCUAUCGGAUUGCUAUACGUUACUUAGGUAACAUAAACGAGACCCCUCUCUCACGUGGAGUUUUUAGAGGAAGUUACAUUGGAAGCGAUGGGAAAACACACUAUUACGCCGCAAGUCAUUUGCAGCCAACAAACUCAAGGCAGGCGUUUCCUUGCUUUGAUGAACCUGGAUUUAAAUCAAUUUUCAACAUUAUCAUUAACAGACCUAUAAAUUUUAUGCAAACGUAUGCGAACAUGCCUCUUCUACGCCAGGAAGUAAAUGGCAACCGCGUAAAAGAAAUAUUUCAACCAACACCAAGAAUGUCUGCUUAUUUAGUCACUUUUCAUAUCAGUGAAGAGUUUACUGUUAUAGCAGAUAACAAUAACAAUGCAAGACCUUACCGCAUUCUCGCAAGGCCAAACGCAGCCGGUCAAGGAGCCUACGCUUUAGAAGUGGGACCUCCUCUAACACAAUGGUUUUCAGACUAUUUGGGAGUCGAAUAUUAUUCUAUGGAUGAUAAUCUUAAAAACGACCAAAUCGCUGUCCCAGAUUGGGCUUCUGGAGCGACUGAGAACUGGGGAUUGGUUUCAUACAGAGAGGUAAGACUCUUAUAUGAGGAAGGUGAAACAAACGCGUUAGACAAAAUGUAUAUUGGAACUAUAACUGCUCACGAGCUUGCUCAUAAGUGGUUUGGCAAUUUAAUAACCUGCAGAUGGUGGGACAAUGUCUGGAUAAACGAAGGAUUUGCCAGUUACUUUGAAUAUUUUGCUAUGCAUGAAGUAGACCCAUCAUUGGAAAUAGCGGAUCAAUUCAAUAUACUAUCAUUGCAAAGUGCCCUAUCAUCGGACUCAUCUAUAAAUACCAGGGCAUUGGAGCACACAGUUAACACGCCGACCCAAGUUACUGGACAUUUUAGUGGAAUCAGUUACACAAAAGGGGCAGCCCUACUAGUUAUGUUGAAGCAUUUGAUGGGAGAAAGUACAUUUAAAAAAGCCUUAAACUACUUUUUAGUAGAGAAAUCCUAUGAACAUGCGUAUCCUGUCGAUCUCUACUCAAACUUUGCAAAAGCCGUUGCAGAAGACCAAACUCUUCUAAGUACUGUGAACAUCGCUGAAUUUUUCCGAUACUGGGUAGAAGAACGCGGGUACCCCGUUAUCAAUGUUAAUGUCAAUAUGGCGUCCGGUCUCAUUAAAAUUUCACAGGAACGUUUCUUCAUCAGCCCUUCAGCUCAGCAAACUAAGCAAUUCUGGCCUAUCCCACUUACAUACACAUCAGGGCAUAACCCGAACUUUGAGAAUCUUACCAUCACCCAUGUCAUGCAAGGUGAAGAAUAUGAAAUUCAAAACACACCUGGACAUAAUUGGGUGAUAUUUAAUCUUCAGCAAAAAGGAAUAUACAGAGUAAAUUAUGACACUCACACAUGGGAAAUGCUCGCUGACGCUCUUCAAAAGAAUCACACGCAGAUACAUCAUCUAAAUAGGGCUCAGAUUGUCGAUGACGUGUUUGCUUUGAUGAGGUCGGAAAGAAUGUCUUUUAAUCUAGGUUUCCGAGUACUAGAUUUUCUAAAGAAAGAUACCAGCUAUUACUCUUGGUAUCCAGCGAUAACUGGAUUCUCCUGGAUUAGAAACCGAUUCUUGCAUAUGCCGAGCACAUCACAGGAGUUCGAUAUUAUACUGCACGAAUUCUUGCGAAAUGUCAUAGAGGACUUAGGGUACGACGUUCAAAUAGGAGAACCUUUGUCAAGGACAUUGAAUCGUUUCUUCGUCCUUCAGUUUGCUUGUAGCAUCGGCCAUACCGGCUGCAUCAACAACGCUGUGUUGAAGUUCAAUGCUUUUAAAAAUAACAGUAACAAAGUGAACCCUAAUAUUAGAAGACACGUCUUCUGUCAAGGUCUCCUUAAUGGCAACUACAGUGAUUGGCAGUUCAUGUACCAGAGACGGCUUAAUUCAAACAACCAGGCGGAUGAGACUGCCAUGCUGAGAGCUCUUGGUUGUACAAGUGAUAGUCAGGCUGUGCAAGAGUUCCUGCAGAUGGUUCUCAGCUCACACGUGAAGGCACAAGACAGUUUGAAUGCUUUGUCAUUCCUCUAUAUGGGCAAUAGGGCAAACGCGAGGACAGCUCUAGAGUUUUUGAAACCAAGAGUGGAAGAGUUUAGGAAAAAGGUUGUUCUGCCGGCCUGGUUUAAUAAUGUACUUAGUAAUCUGGCGAGUUAUCUAGAUGAAGCAGGUCUUAACGACAUGGAGACUUGGCUGAGAGCCAACCAGGCUACAAUUCCAGGUGCUUCGACAGGAUUGAACGCGAUAGCUUCUGCUAGAAGUAGCAUGGAUUGGGGAACGCAGAAAGCCUCCUCUAUCCUCAGCGCCGCUAGAGGAUCAGCUAUUAUUGUUGCACCGACAUCCAUAUUAUUUUUAUUAACAGCUUUAUUAUUACUAAAAUAA
Molecule: messenger RNA, 2835 nt
Organism: Pieris macdunnoughi
Lineage: Eukaryota; Metazoa; Arthropoda; Insecta; Lepidoptera; Pieridae
Source: the annotation of a GenBank genome assembly